Messenger RNA from Athalia rosae (coleseed sawfly), 1975 nucleotides. RefSeq names its product tryptophan 2,3-dioxygenase (gene vermilion). Lineage: Eukaryota; Metazoa; Arthropoda; Insecta; Hymenoptera; Athaliidae. The coding region runs from base 190 to 1395 and encodes 401 amino acids. The transcript is spliced from 9 exons. The record is from RefSeq and is a predicted model, not a curated record. Gene Ontology annotation, molecular function: L-tryptophan 2,3-dioxygenase activity; heme binding; metal ion binding.
UGCAACGAUAUUUCUCUCCUCUGAGGUUCCUUGCCUAUAAAGGGAGUCAAACCAUGGCUUCUCCGAGCUCACGUGUCAGUCGCAGAGGGACCGCCAACAAAUCGAGAUCAUUCAUUCACUUCCGCUUUUCGAAUAAACAACUCCUGCAGGCCCUGGUGAACGUUAAACAAGUAAUUUAUUCUUAGCAAUAUGGCGUGUCCGAUGAGAAACGGAGGAGAAGACCACAGCCAGGAAGGCGAUCAGUUAACCGAAGGUCCAGGAAUGCUUUAUGGCGAAUACCUUCGGCUUGAUAAAAUAUUAUCCGCUCAACGGAUGCUGAGCGCUCAAUACGGGAAUGAGGCAGUUCACGAUGAGCAUCUAUUCAUCGUUACUCAUCAAGCCUACGAACUUUGGUUUAAGCAAAUCAUAUUCGAGCUGGACUCCGUAAGGGCGCUCUUCAAUACCGAGGGUCUGGACGAGUCGAGGACGCUGGAAAUAUUGAAGAGAUUGAAUCGAAUUGUUCUGAUACUAAAACUUCUGGUGGACCAGGUCAUGAUCCUUGAGACAAUGACACCUCUGGAUUUUAUGGCUUUUCGCGAUUAUCUCUGCCCGGCUUCCGGUUUCCAAUCGCUUCAGUUUCGUCUGUUGGAGAACAAAUUGGGUUUGCUUCAGGAGCACAGGGUAAAAUACAACCAGAGUUACACGAGAGUUUUCGGCAGAGAUCCGGAAGCUAUGAGGGCUCUCGGGGAUGCUGAGAGCGAACCGAGUCUGAGCUGUCUGGUACAGAGGUGGCUUGAGAGGACGCCGGGUCUCGAACCCCAUAAUUUUGACUUUUGGGGAAAGUAUACGAGAGUUGUCGAAGAGAUGUUAGCCGAACAGGAGGCCCAGGCCAAGAAAGAGAAGAAGGAACAGGUACGGAAGCACCGUUUGGCGGACGUCUCUUCUCGCAGGGCUGUUUUUGAAACUAUAUUCAAUGAGGUACAACACGAGGCUCUCGUAUCCAGAGGAGAACGCCGAUUUACUCACGCCGCUCUUCAAGGUGCCGUUAUGAUAACGCUGUACAGAGAUGAGCCAAGGUUCAGUCAGCCUCAUCAGAUACUAACACUGCUUAUGGACAUCGAUUCCUUGAUCACCAAAUGGCGAUAUAAUCACGUGAUAAUGGUCCAGCGGAUGAUCGGCUCGCAGCAGCUUGGAACUGGCGGUUCUUCCGGGUAUCAAUACCUGAGAUCGACUUUGAGCGAUCGUUACAAGGUGUUCCUGGAUCUGUUCAACCUUUCGACAUUUUUGAUUCCUCGUAACUUGAUUCCUCCACUCAGCAGAGAUAUGAAAGUGAAGCUUUCGGUUGCCUGGGGAUGCGGCUGGAGCACUGAAGAUGAUCAGAACAUUUUGGAAAGUUCGGCCGAGGCAUCGAUGUAAAGCGUUUUCUAUGCGCUUUAUUGUAAAACAAAGUUAAAAAAAAAAAGGAAAGAAAACCAGAUGAAUUCGAUUACCAACUGCAAUGUAGAUCGCCGUCCACAGUGAAGAAAAUUUUCCAAAUAUUUUAAAUGAAAAGUAAGACGAGAAAAUGAUUCAUGUAAAUAGUUGCAUAGUAUACUAUAUAAUUUAUUGCUUAUAAGAAAUUUCAUUAAUAUUCUUAAAAAAAAAAAACCUACCUACAUUCGAAAUCUGAUAAGAAAAUCGAAUUAAUAUCGCGAGUAAUCGGUUAAAAAAUUUAUGAAAUAUGUGGAUACUUUGUGUAAUUGUUUUAUGUAAUAACAAUGGCGUGCUUAACACUGUCUAACGUUAUGUAUACAAAUGUACAUUGUUUAUGCUAGAUGAUUGUUGCCUAGUAGAAAAGUUACAAUAGGUGCGCAAACUUAACUAGGAAUACGGGUUCUCCAAUUAUUAACGCUGUAUUUACUAAUCACCGCAUGAUAUGAACAUUGUACUUAUAAAAAUAGAAUUUAACAGCCUCCAAUGUUUGAUAUUCAACUAAUUAAAGUGUUAUACGAAACUA